AUGACUAUUACUAACAAUAGAACAGAAAUGGCAUCGUCACCAGAAGCUAUUACUACACCAAAUCCAUCUGAAGAUGGAAGAAAAAAAUGGUACUAUUGUGGUAAUGAUCAAGUUAUAUAUGGACCGUAUACUUCAAACGAUAUGAGGGUUUGGACUGAAAAUGGGUACAUAGGAGAGUAUGUAAUGAUACGAGGAGAAGAUGAUCUUCAUUUUCAUAGGCUUAUGGACUAUAGACGUGCAUUAAAUGGUGAUUGCCCAUUUAAAUGUGACAUCUCAUCAUUUGAAUCUAUUCAACAACCAAACCAUAAUAAUCAAAAUUUUAAUAAUCAUGACAUAUUACCAUCAGGAGAUGGUUUUGAUUAUAAUGAAAGACUUAAUAAUGUUGUUUUUAUUUCUCAUACUGGUGGAUCACCAUUUUAUCAUCCUACCAUUCCACCACAUAUGAUUUCAUAUAAUCCAAUUCCAGUUAUUUCUCCUCAAUUAACCAAUCCAUUAAGAAUGAUAAAUAAUCCAUCUUCUUAUGGAAUGGAAAUUAAUAAUAUUCAAGGAAAUACAAUGGAGAAUACAAUUAAUUAUUCACCAACAAGUUCUGAAAAUUUUGAUGAAACAAAUAAUAAUAUGUCAUUAACAUUAGAUGCCUCAACAUCUACAUCUGAUGCUCCUUGGAUUGAUUGUGGAAAGAUUAAAAAUGUUCCUGUUACUGUUGACAUAAGUACAUCAACAGAUGAUUUGAAAAAAAGUUAUUCUGAUGUUGGUACACAAACGACGACAGAAAUAAAUGCCAAAACAUUAACUGAGUUAUUUGAAAAUAUGUUAGAAUCCAUUAUUAUUUUUUAA
Messenger RNA from Strongyloides ratti, 837 nucleotides. Its product is annotated as GYF domain-containing protein. The coding region runs from base 1 to 837 and encodes 278 amino acids. Gene Ontology annotation, molecular function: protein binding. The record is from RefSeq and is a predicted model, not a curated record. The transcript is spliced from 4 exons. NCBI's taxonomy places the organism in Eukaryota, Metazoa, Nematoda, Chromadorea, Rhabditida, Strongyloididae.